Morus notabilis is the source of this 1829-nucleotide messenger RNA. Its product is annotated as myosin-10. The record is from RefSeq and is a predicted model, not a curated record. NCBI's taxonomy places the organism in Eukaryota, Viridiplantae, Streptophyta, Magnoliopsida, Rosales, Moraceae. The coding region runs from base 152 to 1498 and encodes 448 amino acids. The transcript is spliced from 15 exons.
CCGCGUUCAGUCGAAAGAAGUAAUUAUAAAACACAGAGGGAAACUCACAAACCUCUCUCUUUUCUCUCUCUAUAUCGUCUGAAUCUCUCUCUCUCUAUCUCUCUCUACCUGGAGUCUGAGUUUUGUUGGCUGUUCUUCAACUGCAUGUUCCAUGGCGGCCAAAAAGCUCCUGAUUUUAUCGCUCUUCUUUGCCCUAGUCUGGGCCUGCGUUAGGGCUGACGUUUCGACCGGAGGAGAAACCGAGGUUGCUGGAGUCGUUGGAUCCGACGGCUCCGAUUCUUCCGCUCUCAAGAUCGAGUUGGACCAACUCAAGUCUAAGAUCCAUGCCCUUGAGUCCCAAGUUGAAGAGAAAACUAAAGCAUUGAAAGGGAAGGAAGGUAUAAUAGCGCAGAAGGAAAAAAUUAUUCAAGAAAAGUCGGACAGUAUCUCAUCCUUGCAUAGCGAGAUCGCGUCUCUACAGAAAAAAGGAUCGCUAGAUGUUGAGGAGCGGGUUGGAAAGGCUCAUGCACGUGCUGGUGAAUUAGAGAAACAGGUUGAAAAACUUAAACAGGAAUUGGAGGAACAAAAGAAGGAGAAAGAGGCCUUGGAAGCUCGAGCAAAUGAAGCGGAAAAGAAGAUCAAGGAAUUCGGUUCAACAAUUGAGAAUCUCCGGAAGAUUAAUGAUGAACAAAAGAUGAAGAUUCGUAAAACUGAACGUGCUCUUAAAGUGGCUGAGGAAGAAAUGGUGAAGGCGAAGUAUGAGGCUACUUCAAAAGCAAAAGAGUUGAUGGAGGUACAUGGUGCAUGGCUUCCACCUUGGCUUGCUGUCCAUUUGAUUCAGUGUCAGUCUCAUGCUGAAACUUGCUGGAAGCUGCAUGGAAAGCCAGCGCUGGAAACAGUGAUUCAGAAGGCCCUGGAGAAGAAAGCCCAAGCGGAAAAGUGGGCCGAACCUCAUGUGGAAACAAUUAAAACUAAAGUUAUCCCCUCAAUAAAGGAACAGUGGUUGGUGGUAAGAACAUCUGCUGAGCCCCAUCUAGAAUCCCUCAGAACAAAAACUGUUGAAGCGUAUCAGACUUCAAAAAGUGCGUUAGCUCCACAUGUUUCGAAAGUGCAAGAAAUCGUUGACCCCUAUUUUCAGGAAGCAAAAAAGUACAGCAAACCAUAUAUUGAUCAGGUUGCUACUGUAGCAAAACCUCAUGUUGAAAAAGUGCACGAGUCUUUGAAGCCGUACACAAAGAAAGCAGUUCGUGCUUAUGGAAAGUUUCUACUAUCUGCGACGACAUACCACGAACAGGUUCAAACAACUGUCAAAGAGACACUGAAAAAACACGAACUGACGAAUCCUCUUGCUACUAAAGAGUUGGUGUGGUUUGCGGCCUCAGCUUUAUUGGCACUACCCAUCAUCAUUCUGUUCAGAGUUUUCUCAUCCAUUUUCUGCAAAAAGGCUAAGAAACCUGUUCGAAAUACCCAUACCAACCAUGGACGUCGUAAAGCUAAGAGGGGACAUCCGGACAAGUAGACAAGCACGUGAUUGAUUCACUCCUUUUCUUGGUGAUCUGUGCUCACUAUUCAAAGGGUUUUUCUGAGGCUAGUAGUUUUCGUGCAAAUUAACUCUAAUGUUCUCUUCUAAGCCUCUGUUAACUUUUUCUCCCCCCAUUGUGAAGAAAAGUCGAUAAACGUUUGUCACACUACGCAAUUAGACAUCUGAGGUUUUUUUUGUUUUAAGUUCGUGUGUGAUGAGUAGUUUUCUUAGUUUGUUGUUAGAAUGUGUAAUUUUAUUUAUUUUUAUUCUUACAGAUAUAUACAGAACAAGUGGGGUUUGCGUUUUUAAUGAGUAAUUAUAUUUCUUA